ACAUUUCCUUUUCCUUAACGCUUUUGUACUGUCACGUCGUAUUUCCGGCGGCCAUUAGUGUAAACCGUGUGCGGCGCGGUUUAUAGCCUAGAAUUUUGUUGUUAUAAGUUAUUUAGUCUAAUGAAUUUCAAAUAUUAAUUAAUAAUAAAUUGUGCUACGAAACUAAUUUGAAACAUCAAUAUGGGCGACCCUUACGCCUCCGGUGAUUAUAGUGGUGCAGGCUAUCCCGCUCAGUAUUCAAUACCACCACCUACGAUAAGUUCGAGCGAUAGUAGUUAUAACCAGGGACAGCAACAAGGAAACUAUAAUCCUAGCAAUUAUUCAGGUCAAAAUUCUGGCCCCGCCUGGAAUCAACAGGGUUCAGGAAGUGGAAGUGGAAGUAGUUAUGGGGGAAAUCAAGACAGCAAUUAUGGUCAAAAUUUUGGAUCUAAUUAUGGAAGUGGGGGUUACGACCGUAACAACGGUAACAACUACAACGUGAGUGGAAGUGACCGUGGAGGAAGUAACUAUGGAAAUAAUGAUCGUGGAAGCAAUUAUGGAGGCAGUGACCGGGGAAGCGGUAGCUACGGUGGUAGCGACCGCGGCAGCGGCUCCAACUACGGAGGAGACAGAGGAGGGAGUGGCUACUCUGGAGGUGACCGAGGAUACGGUGGAGGUGAUAGAUCAAGCUACAAUAGAGACGGGGGGAAUAGAGAUGGUGGCUAUGGUGGCGGCGGCAGGGGGGGUGGUUAUAAUAAAGGUGCCGGUGGUGGGUUCGGCGGAGACAGGGGUGGAGGUGGAGGUGAUAUGAUAACUCAAGAAGAUACAGUUUUCGUUCAAGGAAUGAACCCCUCAACAACUGAAGAUGAACUUUGUAAAUACUUUGGUGCAAUCGGUAUCAUAAAGACAGAUAAGAAAACACAAAGACCAAAAGUUUGGAUGUAUAAAGAUAAAGCAACCGGUCAACCAAAGGGUGAAGCAACAGUUACCUAUGAAGACUCCAAUGCUGCGUCUUCUGCUAUUCAAUGGUUCGACGGUAAAGAUUUCAACGGAGCAACGAUAAAGGUCUCAUUAGCACAGAGGCAGAACACGUGGGGUGGAGGGAAAGGCGGCGGCGGGGGUGGUUUCCGUGGAGGACGCGGGGGCGGCGGUGGAGGAGGCGGUAGCGGUGGAGGCGGUGGAGGAGGUGGAAGAGGUGGUGGGCCUCCAUCUGGCAACCGCGCUGGCGAUUGGCGCUGCCCUAAUCCUAACUGUGGUAACACUAACUUCUCCUGGCGGAAAGCUUGCAAUCGAUGCAACGAAGAGAAACCAGGGGGCGGAGGUAACGAUGGAGGCGGCAACGGUGGAGGCGGCGGAGGUCCUCCUGGCGGUCGUGGCGGCGGUGGUGGCGGACCUCCUGGUAGAGGAGGCCGCGGAGGAGGUGGUCGUGGCGGUGGAAGAGGCGGCGGCGGUGGCGGCGGUGGUGGUGGCGGCGGCUGGGGCGGCCGGCCCGACCGCAGCGGCGACCGUGGCGGUGACCGGCGCGGGUCAGGCGGCGGCGGUGACCGCGCCGGCGGAGGAGCCAUGAGAGGAGAUGGAGGAGGCAGAGAUCGCCAGAGACCAUAUUAAAUAGUUUAUUUUAGUGUUAAUCUGAACCUAGGUUAUAUUUUAUUGUGACUGAUUCUAUUUCUAUUGACUCUUACUAAAACAUCCAUUUAACUGAAAAUUACCUGACAUGACAUUUCUGCAGUGAUGUAAGGUGAUUUUGUCUAUUUUUUAUUUCUUUUACCUAUAAAUACGAUCUAAUUUUAUUUAUAGAAUAAAAUCAGGAAGCCACUGAAAUUAUUUAACGUAAGAAUAACUAUAGUGUAUGAAUCUGUGAAAGAUAUAAUUUCAUUACUACUUUAGUAAUUUUAAAAAUUUUUAGCCUGAAGUGUUCUUUAAAAAUGUAUAUGUACGAAAUAAACUGGUGAUGAACUGAA
Molecule: messenger RNA, 1940 nt
Organism: Melitaea cinxia (Glanville fritillary)
Lineage: Eukaryota; Metazoa; Arthropoda; Insecta; Lepidoptera; Nymphalidae
Gene: caz
Product: RNA-binding protein cabeza
Exons: 7
Coding region: 181-1587 (468 amino acids)
Biological process (GO): regulation of DNA-templated transcription
Cellular component (GO): nucleus
Molecular function (GO): transcription coregulator activity; RNA binding
Source: RefSeq, a predicted model, not a curated record